Phaeodactylum tricornutum CCAP 1055/1 is the source of this 1806-nucleotide messenger RNA. RefSeq lists its product with no specific name. The annotation marks the transcript as partial. The transcript has a single exon. NCBI's taxonomy places the organism in Eukaryota, Bacillariophyta, Bacillariophyceae, Surirellales, Neidiaceae. The record is from RefSeq and is a predicted model, not a curated record.
GGCAAGUGGGCACGGAAAUGGGCAAUUCUACGCAGAUCCGCUGAAAUUUGGGCGUAUUUCAGUUCAUUCUACAUUAAAGAUCGUCGCAUUUCAGCGAAAUAUAACAGUGGCGCCUGGUCGGAAGAGAAGUUCAAAGCGGAGCGAUCGCAGCUCGGUAAAGAAAUUACACAGAACCUUCUCAAGCUCGGUCCAACCUUUAUCAAAGUUGGUCAGCUAUUCUCUACUCGCAUUGAUAUUGUACCAAAAGAGUACAUUGAAGAACUCAAACAACUUCAGGAUAACGUUCCGGCCUUCUCUGGAGAUUUGGCAGUACGGAUCAUCGAGGAGGAACUUGGCAAGCCAAUAGACCAACUCUUUGAUGAAUUUGAUCGAAAAUCUCUUGCAGCUGCAUCGCUUGGCCAAGUACACAUUGCUCGUAAGGGUGACGAGAUGCUAGCCAUCAAGGUGCAAAGGCAAUACCUCCGAGAAUUGUUUGAAGUGGAUUUGGGCCAGCUUCGCCAGGUUGCUGUUUUUGCUGAUGCCUUGGAUCUCACAUCGGAAGGGGGUCUUUUGGAUCGAAAUACACAACGCGACUGGGUCAGUGUGUUUCAAGAGAAUCAACGCUUGCUUUAUGAAGAGAUUGACUACAUUAACGAAAUGAACAACUGCAACAGAUUUCGUGAGAACUUCAAUACUGCAAAAUUCAGACAUAUACGGGCUCCAAAAACAUACCCUGAGUUCACCACAGACAAAGUUAUGGCGAUGGAAUUUUUACCUGGUAUCAAGGUAACAGACAAAGAGAAAAUUGAGCAGGCUGGCUUAGACCCAAUUGAUAUCAGCGUGAAGAUGGCAGAGGGUUUCCUCGAACAGCUGUGCCGACAUGGAUUUUUUCAUUCCGACCCUCAUCCUGGGAACGUUGCAGUAGAAAAAGGUCCGGACGGGGAGGCAGUAAUAAUAUUCUACGAUUUUGGCAUGAUGGACAGUUUCGGUGACGUGCAGAGAAAAGGCCUCGUUGACUUUUUCUUUGCGGUCUACUACGACGCAAAUGUCAAAGAUGCGAUGGAUGCGCUCGAACGACUCGGAAUGCUAAGAAAUGGUCCUGAUAUCGACCGAGUUGCUGUUGAGCGUGUCGGUAAGGAUUUUAUCGAUCGGUUUCAGGAAACACUUAAACGAGACGCAUCGUGGGAGAACGAGCUUUCGGAAGAGGAGCGGAAAAGAAUCACUCGGGAACGACGAAGGAAAUUGGGCGAAGAAUUUCUCUCUUUGAAUCGUGAUAGUCCGUUUGUCUUCCCGCCCACGUGGACGUUCGUCUUCCGUGCUUUCUUUUCGAUUGAUGGAAUUGGGAAGACGCUUAACCCACAAUAUGAUCUUACGAAGCUAACGCUACCGUACUUGAAAGAGCUCCUUGACUUAAAAGAUGGUAACGCUUUCAAAACAACAUUGAUUCGGAUAGGCAAGCGCUUAGGUCUCCGACCUGAAGAUAUCAAUCAAGCAGUUACACAGCCACGCCGAACAGCAAGAGUGGAGGACGUGGUCACGCGCAUGGAGCAGGGAGACUUCAAGUUACGCGUACGAGCGCUAGAAGUUGAGCGGGAACUGGAGCGCAGCAAACUUGUGCAGAAAAACACCUUUCAGGCAAUUCUUUCUGGGUUACUUUUCCAAGGAGCCGUUUCCUUGGCAACUGUAGGUAGUGGUCUUUACGCUGCAGGUCCGAUCAGCCGUACUCUUUUUGCCGUGUCCGCGGUACUCGGUAUCCAAAUACCUUUCGGUAUUUUCCGGUUGCGAAAACUUGACAAGUACAACGCUGGGUACGGCUUGAAUAAAUAG